Molecule: messenger RNA, 1979 nt
Organism: Camellia sinensis
Lineage: Eukaryota; Viridiplantae; Streptophyta; Magnoliopsida; Ericales; Theaceae
Source: RefSeq, a predicted model, not a curated record
UACCAUAGCAGUCACAUAAUGCUUCACAGAAAUAGCUGGCAUGGGCAAAUCUUUUUGUCCUUGUUGGUGACCCAUUUUUUGGUCGCAGGUGUUGUCUUUUCUUGUGAACUAUUCAAGUAUGACUGAUGCAUUGUAAUCUUGUUGAGUCCAUUUCAGUGACAGAAUUAUGUGAAUAUGCUGCAAAUGUUGAUAUUCCCAUUGCAAGAGAGUCAAUUCGAGCUGUUGGGAAAAUAGCUCUGCAGCAGUAUGAUGUGAAUGCUAUUGUAGACAGACUGCUUCAGUUUCUGGAGAUGGAAAAGGACUAUGUGACAGCUGAAACUCUGGUGCUUGUAAAAGAUCUUCUCAGGAAAUAUCCUCAAUGGAGCCACGAUUGUAUUGCAGUUGUUGGGAAUAUCAGCAGCAAAAAUGUUCAAGAACCAAAAGCUAAGGCAGCUCUUAUUUGGAUGUUGGGAGAGUAUUGUCAAGACAUGCAGGAUGCUCCUUAUGUCUUGGAAAGUCUAAUUGACAGCUGGGAUGAUGAGCAUUCUGCUGAGGUUCGUUUGCAUCUUCUUACAGCCGUAAUGAAGUGUUUCUUGAGAAGGCCACCUGAGACUCAGAAAGCCUUGGGAGUUGCUUUGGCUGCUGGUCUUGCUGAUUUUCAUCAGGAUGUUCAUGAUAGAGCCUUAUUCUACUACAGACUUUUGCAAUAUAAUGUUUCUGUAGCAGAAAAUGUGGUGAAUCCUCCGAAGCAAGCCGUUUCUGUCUUUGCAGAUACUCAGAGUAGUGAAAUCAAAGAUCGGAUAUUUGAUGAAUUCAACAGUCUAUCUGUUAUAUACCAGAAGCCUUCCUACAUGUUUACUGAUAAGGAGCACCGAGGCCCAUUUGCUUUUUCAGAAGAACUAGGAAAUCUAUCCAUUGGAGUUGAAUCUGUCAGUAAUGUAGUGUCUGCCCAGAUGGUCGAGGCAAAUGACAACGAUCUCCUUCUAAGUACUUCAGAGAAGGAAGAAAGUAGAGUUCCCAGUAGCAAUGGUUCUGCAUAUAGUGCUCCUUCAUAUGAUGCCUCUACAAAUCAACCAUUACCAGCACAUUCUGAGCAAGCCAGCUUGGCCAUUGAUGAUCUCCUUGGUCUAGGAUUGGCAAUUGCACCUAAUCCUGCUCCUUCACCACCACCUUUGAAGCUUAAUGCAAGAUCUGUUCUAGAUCCAAGCACUUUUCAGCAGAAAUGGCGCCAACUACCAAUAUCAGUAUCACAGGAAUACAAUAUAAAUCCACAAGGAGUGGCAGCAUUGACAACCCCUCAAGCCCUCCUCCAGCACAUGCAAGGACAGUCCAUCCACUGCAUUGCCUCAGGUGGUCAAGCCCCAAAUUUCAAAUUCUUCUUCUUUGCACAAAAAGCAGAGGACUCGUCUACCUUUCUUGUAGAGUGCGUAAUCAACUCGUCAUCAUGUAAAGCUCAACUAAAGAUCAAAGCUGAUGAUCAGACUACGUCUCCGGCCUUCUCAGCUUUGUUCCAAUCAGCUUUGUCCACAUUUGGUAUGCCCUAGUCUUUCGUCCGUGUCUUCAUCACUACACAGAUAAGUUUUGAUUUAAUUCCCGUUAUCUAAUGAAAAAAUGAGAGUUUUUUCUACAGCAUUAGAUUAGUGUACAUUAUGAGAGAAGAUCAAGGAUUGUCGUUCUUGGCCCGUGGUUGGUUGAUAUCCGACCCUAACUAAAGUUACAGCUUGUUUGAUUGCAGAAAACCAUAGUUAUUUUUUUUCCAGUUAGGUUCUGCACCAUGAAAUUGUGUGAAAGUGAUAUAGUUAAUAUUUUUUCAGUUAGGCACCUUGAACUUGUGUGAAAGUGAUAUGUGAUUAGAAUUCCCAACUGGGUUGUAACCAACUCUGUUUUUCUUAGAGAACUUUAGGGUGGUGUUUGGAUUUUGGAUUUGUGGAGAGUAAAGAAAAAGAAAAGGGAAAAGUGAAUCAAAUAUUUGUUUUCUUUCAUAAAUUCCUUUUCUUUUA